UCCCGUUCUGCUCAGUUACCGGGCGGCCGCACAUAGGAUACCAACUUUAAAAAAAAUCCAUAUCUUAACUUUUCUUGUCCAUGUUCCGUAGUAGUUAAUUUAAUCUGUUGGCUAUGAUGAAGUGGGGAGCAGCUGAUUUGGGGGUGACAUGGACAUUGUUCUCUCUGUUCUUCAACUUUUCUGUCACCAACGGACAAAAUCCGCCGAACUACAACCUUUUCCAAGGAGCUGCGUACCAGGGCGCGAGACACCGACAGUCACAGAGGAAUAGGAACUGGUGUGCAUAUGUGGUCCAUAAGAACGUGAGCUGUACCGUCCAGGGGAAUGUGGAGAGCUUUGUGGAGCCUGAGGUGGCACCGUGCCCAAACCAUGACCCAGACUGUGAGCAACAAGUGAUGUAUCGGACGCGGUUCCGGCCGGCCUAUAAGAUCGCCUAUAAGACGGUGACAGACCUGGAGUGGAGGUGUUGCCCUAGUUACCAGGGACCAGACUGCUCUGAGCUGAAGGCUGCUCUUAACAGACAGACAGUACCAGCAGGGUCUCAGCCCCACCAGACCCAGUACCCUAACAGACAGACAGUACCAGCAGGGUCACAGCCACCCCAAACCCAGUACCCAAACAGACAGACAGUGCCAGCAGGGUCACAGCCUCACCAGAACCAGUACCCUAACAGACAGACAGUGCCAGCAGGGUCACAGCCACACCAGACCCAAAACUCUGGGGAAGCACCACACUACCCCCAGACCAGAUCCAUCCUUGGACAGACCAGACACCCACAGAGGCCAGAGAGGAGGGAGACGGGGGUGUACGAGGGGAGGCAUGGAGGAGCAGACAGAGACAGGGUGCGUCUCCUGGAGGGGGAGGUGCAGCGCCUCUCCCAAACAGUGGGGGCGCUGCAGGAUGCAAUGACUGGGCUGAGCUCCACUCUGAGAUCUGACCUGCAGGAGGACACCUCCAAGAUGCUGGUCACCCUGCUCAACAACCUCCGCGCUGUGACCCCCGACAGUGUCCACGCCCCCGAUAUAGAGCAGGCCGCAGUACCAUCAGACAACCACCAGGGGUCAGUGAUCGACGGGCACCAGGCCACCAGGGGGCCAGUCCAGGGGGACAGGGGGCUGGAAAAGGUCCUGGCCAGGUUGGAUGAUGUCAACACCUCUCUGAAGAGUAAAGAGGAGGCUCUGGAGGAGCUGAGAGGUACCGUGACCUCACACAGCGGUCAUAUCCGCCUGCUGCUUGAUGCCUCUCAGACACAGCAAGACCCUGUUGGGGGUGGAGCCCCUGCUGACCUGGAGGAGCUACUAGAGAAAUACAUGGACAGGCAGCUGGGCUUCCUGAGGAAGAACAUGGAGGACAGCAUGGAGAGAACGAUAGAAGAGAGGAUAGGGAAGGAGGUGGAGAAGCUGCAGAAAUCCUGUGAUGGAAGGAUCCAGUUGAUGGAGAGGAGGUGUGAGGAGGAGCGGGAGAGAGGACUGCUCAGUCUGACUGAGAUGGUGGACAAGGAGGAGCAGCUAAAGGAAGAGAUCAGGGAGUUGAGACUGGACAUCACUGCUUCCGACCAGCCCGGCCGGACACUCAGACAGACUGACCCCAAACCUAAUGUUAGACAGACUGAUCCCAAACCCAGCCUUAGACAAACUGCCCCUGCCAGACAGACCGACCUGGCUAGACAGGAUAACCAGCCUCCAGGUAUCCUACCAGCUGUCCAGCGUGGUAACCUCUCUGACCUGUGGAGGGAGCUGGAGCGUGUGGCGGAGGCCCAUCACGUCCUGAAUGCCCGCAUGGACAAUGAGCUGCAGUACCUGUCCUCUCCAUGGGGGGAGCUAGAGGGAAAGGGGUUAGAGGUGGAGGGGUUAGGACUAGAGGGAGAGGUGGGGUCUCGGCUGGAGGAGUUAGAGGCGCGUCUGAAUGUGACAGAGCAGAACGCGGAGGUCCACUGUUUCUACGUGGAGGAGAAGCUGACCCGGGCAGUAGCCGAGCAGGGGACGGAGCUACGACAGCUGCUGGAGGAACGAGUAAACGUACUGGAAGACCAGUUUACCACCAUGCUGGUCGAGAUGAACAACGAGUCAUAUCCUGUUGGAGGAGGAGGGAGCGUGGACCUUCAGGCUGAGUUGAACAACAACAAGUUUCUUCUGCAGGGUCUGGAUGACAAGGUGACCGCUGUGGCUGAGCUCUGUGCUACCGGCUGUGGUGGAGGACCUAACACCGGAGGGUUUCCCAACACCAACCCUGGAGCUUCCUCCCACCCUGUUCUUCUGGACAGUGUGGUGAAGGACCUGAAGCUCUGUUGUAACGAUCUGGAUAUUCUCCACACGGAUGUGACGGCCAACUCUGACAAACUGAGAGAGCUGGAGGAGAUUAUAGACAGGCAAAUGGCAGGGCAGAAGCGGAGCUUUAAGACGGUGGAGGACCUCCAGAGGGGGAUGGUAAUCCUGCAGGACAAUGUGGGGGGUCUGGGGGGGGCAGUGACAGGGCUGGGGGACUCUCUGAGCAGGUACACCCAGGACCUCACCAGGAUUAACACCACCUACAACACCUGCUGCCAGGUUGGGGCAGGGUUCAAAGCAGGGGCCCGGCCAGGGGAAGGGUUUGGUGCCACUACCAUCGGUCCAGGCAGGAUCCAGAGUGCAUCUGAGGGUGUAAUGGUCCCCAGAGGAGAGGUGGAGGGAAGCAGCCAGGUGGAGGAGUUGAGAACCAAACUCGACAACCUCACUAACCAGGUGCAGACAGAGCUUCAGCGUUGCUCUGGUGUGUCUGGGGUGGAGGGGCGUGUCCAGCGCCUGGAGAAAGUGUGUGUUCAGCUGGACGGGGUGUCGGCCAGGGUGCGGGGGGUGAAGGAGGGGUUGGAGAAGCACGUCGCUGGGCUGUGGCACCACGUCAGCCGGGUCAACACCAUGCUGGAAAGACAGGCUGCUGACAUCACCACCCUAGAGACCUCCCUAAAGACACUACAGACCAGGAGCACUGACACCAACACCAGGGAGACAGAUGCUGUGAGACCUGGUUCUGUCCCAGACCAGACCAGAACCAGAGUUAACCAGAUCCACAUUCCCCACAGGACCCCCCCUGACUUGCCCCCCCAGACCCCCAGGCAACCCUACAACCCCAGACAGCCAGCCAGUCCACGCCAGCCUACCAACCCUCUACAGCCCAACACCCACCGCCAACCUAACCAACCAACUCUGUACCUGGUGCCACAUAAGCCUAACCAGCCAGGCCAGCCCACUGUCAUCCUCGUACCCCAUCCUAACCAACCUAACCAACCAUCCAACCCUAACCAACCCUUCUUAACGAUGGUACCUCGCCAGCCCUCCAGCCCCCACCAGCCCAGCCCCCCGUCUAACCCUUCCGGUCAGCCGCAUCGGGUCCUGGAGGUGGGAGAGGCUGGUCCACCAGGCUACAUGAGGAGGGUAACAGUCAGGAGAGGAUCAGAUGACUCAUCCUCAACACCUGUUAAAGGAUUCGCUGGAGCACCAGGAUACAACCCUCCCGUGAAGCCAGUCUACUUCAACAAACAUGAGACGAUCCCAGUAGCUGCCAAGGUCCCCUGGAACCCAGCGUCACAGACCCCACUAGUCACACCAGUGUCUUCAGACAGUAGUUUCCUGGCAGACCCCUUCUCCUUCUCUGCUGGCCUGACCGCUCAGUUCUCUGGGGAGUUUGGAAUCAUCGUCUUCAACAAGGUGCUGGUCAACGAUGGAGGACACUACAACUCUCACACAGGUAUCUUCACGAUACCGAUGGAAGGGCGUUACCUGAUCUCAGGAGUUCUGAUGGCUCGGCAGGGACUGGAGGCUGUUUUGUCUGUCUCCAACCGUAGUGUCCAUAGGCUGAUGAGCUCCGCGUCUGGAGCAGGGACAGUGGCCCAGGACAGUUGUCCCUGUGGAGGCUCUGUCUCGUUCAGCCUGAUCCUGUCUCUGAGGCAAGGGGACCACGUAGCUCUGGUCCGGACCGCAGGACAGCUGGCCACCACAGAGUCCAGAGACAUCCUAUCAACAUUCAGCGCCAUUUUCCUCUAUGCCCCGCAGCCAAUCACCAGAUAGUUACCACUGGGCCAACCAAUCACACAGCAAGGACUUGGUCAUGUACAUUCCACAACCAAUCAGAAAGCAGGAAUACAUUUAAACAGACACCAGAAAUCCAAUCACCUGCAACCCUGCAGUUGUUCAGAAUAAUGAUUUGUAUCAUAGAUAUAGAUAUUCACCAUGUAAAAAGUAAUUCUAUGCUCACCUUUUUACUGAACGAUUAUGCCAAAGAUAUCAACAAAUAUUAAGUGGUCAUUCAUGUAUUUGACAAUAUAGAUGUCUGCUUUUUUUUCUACCUUUUAUUUUAAAACAUUUUCCUAAAUUAACAUUUAUAAAAUGAUAUAUGUACUUUGUUUUCUUUGAAAAAAAUGUCAGAGGGAACAGACCACCAUAUAGUUUAUUCAGUAUUCCAUACCACAUCCUGUUAGAUUCAUCUGUUUUACAGGUUAUUCAGUAUUCCAUACCACAUCCUGUUAGAUUCAUCUGUCUUACAGGUUAUUCAGUAUUCCAUACCACAUCCUGUUAGAUUCAUCUGUUUUACAGGUUAUUCAGUAUUCCACAUCCUGUUAGAUUCAUCUGUUUUACAGGUUAUUCAGUAUUCCAUACCACAUCCUGUUAGAUUCAUCUGUUUUACAGGUUAUUCAGUAUUCCACAUCCUGUUAGAUUCAUCUGUUUUACAGGUUAUUCAGUAUUCCACAUCCUGUUAGAUUCAUCUGUUUUACAGGUUAUUCAGUAUUCCAUACCACAUCCUGUUAGAUUCAUCUGUUUUACAGGUUAUUCAGUAUUCCAUACCACAUCCUGUUAGAUUCAUCUGUUUUACAGGUUAUUCAGUAUUCCACAUCCUGUUAGAUUCAUCUGUUUUACAGGUUAUUCAGUACCACAUCCUGUUAGAUUCAUCUGUUUUACAGGUUAUUCAGUAUUCCACAUCCUGUUAGAUUCAUCUGUUUUACAGGUUAUUCAGUACCACAUCCUGUUAGAUUCAUCUGUUUUACAGGUUAUUCAGUAUUCCAUACCACAUCCUGUUUAGUUUCAUCUGUCUUACAGGUUAUUCAGUAUUCCAUACCACAUCCUGUUAGAUUCAUCUGUUUUACAGGUUAUUCAGUAUUCCACAUCCUGUUAGAUUCAUCUGUUUUACAGGUUAUUCAGUAUUCCAUACCACAUCCUGUUAGAUUCAUCUGUUUUACAGGUUAUUCAGUAUUCCACAUCCUGUUAGAUUCAUCUGUUUUACAGGUUAUUCAGUAUUCCACAUCCUGUUAGAUUCAUCUGUUUUACAGGUUAUUCAGUAUUCCAUACCACAUCCUGUUAGAUUCAUCUGUUUUACAGGUUAUUCAGUAUUCCAUACCACAUCCUGUUAGAUUCAUCUGUUUUACAGGUUAUUCAGUAUUCCACAUCCUGUUAGAUUCAUCUGUUUUACAGGUUAUUCAGUACCACAUCCUGUUAGAUUCAUCUGUUUUACAGGUUAUUCAGUAUUCCAUACCACAUCCUGUUUAGUUUCAUCUGUCUUACAGGUUAUUCAGUAUUCCAUACCACAUCCUGUUAGAUUCAUCUGUUUUACAGGUUAUUCAGUAUUCCAUACCACAUCCUGUUAGAUUCAUCUGUUUUACAGGUUAUUCAGUAUUCCAUACCACAUCCUGUUAGAUUCAUCUGUUUUACAGGUUAUUCAGUAUUCCAUACCACAUCCUGUUAGAUUCAUCUGUUUUACAGGUUAUUCAGUAUUCCAUACCAAAAAACUGUUACCAUUAGUAAAACAGUAGGGUUGAUUCAUUCCUUCACGUAUGUUGUCAAUAAACCCAUUUGA
Messenger RNA from Salvelinus namaycush (lake trout), 5823 nucleotides. It is a transcript of the gene emilin2a, whose product is annotated as elastin microfibril interfacer 2a. The record is from RefSeq and is a predicted model, not a curated record. Bases 114 to 4043 code for a protein of 1309 amino acids. Gene Ontology annotation, molecular function: protein binding. The transcript has 10 exons. NCBI's taxonomy places the organism in Eukaryota, Metazoa, Chordata, Actinopteri, Salmoniformes, Salmonidae.